AUGUCGACUUCAAAUGCUACUCGGGCUAUUCUGGGACUUUUCGCUCUUUUGUGGAUCCUUUUGCUGAUUACUGCGGCGGGAAUCCAGCAGAACUCUUGGUUUCUUGUGGCUGUGGGCGGAGUUGGCAUUCUACAGAAUAUUACUUUCGCAGGGAUCCCGCGACAUCCUAGGGCCCACGGCGUCCACAUUGAGUUUGUGGAAGUCAUUGCCCAGGAGAAAGUGAUGCAGACUCUAUAUAAAGUGGAGGAUGUGUACCCUCGCUUAGGCCAGAUGAAGAGAGAAAAUGGGCGGAGUACGGGGAACGGUGUGCUUGAUAGCAAGGGACGUAAAUUGGAGCAUUCCAACGGUACAAACACGUCUACUAGAAUCUAUCUCCUAUCUGAAAUAACUGCGCCAGAUGGGCAACACGACUUCCCGGACAACUCUGCAUCUGGAGCACAAGUAGACGAUAACAGUUAUCAGGCGGAAAUCAACCCAGCUGCGUAUGGUAUCAACGCAACGGCUCCAUCAUUUGAAGAAAGCUUCAGCAAUAUCUACGAUAGUUGCAGUUCAGACGACAAAGAGAAUGUGCAGGAGAACGCUGAUCGUACCGCACCCCUUCCUUGCAACGAUCAGGAAGGGGCGGUGAAUGUAUCUGACAAGGAAAGUAAUCACCCUGCGAAGCGUCACAGGGGAAAUGGAAGAGAAUCCAAGUCUUCUAACACUACGCCUCUCCAGGUGCAUCCAGCUCCAGACCAGGCGACUGAACUCCAACCUCCAAAUCCUGCUGCUGAAGGCACUCGACUUGUUUCCAUGAGAACCAUGUGCCCUUCAACUGGAAAUAUUUUGGCACAACCGGCGGUCAAGAGAAUCCUACCAGCACCGCUCUAG
Molecule: messenger RNA, 870 nt
Organism: Aspergillus pseudoviridinutans
Lineage: Eukaryota; Fungi; Ascomycota; Eurotiomycetes; Eurotiales; Aspergillaceae
Exons: 2
Coding region: 1-870 (289 amino acids)
Source: RefSeq, a predicted model, not a curated record